AUGCUAGAAGAGUUAGCAAGUUUCGAGCUUAGUAGUACCUUAGCGGUUAAUCAACCGCUUCCAGGGGAACAAGUUAUGCCUCCCGCUCUUCCUGUUAUGCAGGAAGAUGCUAAUCAGGCUCACCUUGUCGUCCCCUAUCCUUAUCAAGAAAAUGAAAUCAUAGGGGGAGAUAGUGUGGAAUCCAUUGAGCCGAGCCUUUUGGGGAGAUUCUUCUCUCCUUCCGCCCAUGAGAUACAUAUUGCCCAGAUUCAAGCUGAAGACCUAUUUGAGGUCAAGGUGGAUAUCAUACGGGUCAUGGUGGGUAUUCACCCAAAUAGGGAUUGGAUGGGAUGGAGGGCGCGUGCCUUGGAUAAUCCGCGUACCGCCACACGGGGGGAGUCCUAUCAAAUACUACAUCAAAUGCUUGACGACCUACAAACUGGGGGUUGGCAAUCUGCAACCUUCCGGCUGUUAGUCGAAAGAGUGCCCCUACGGGCAGGUGAGGAUCAACACUCUGCCACCUAG
This is a messenger RNA of Sphenostylis stenocarpa, 504 nucleotides long. The record is from the annotation of a GenBank genome assembly. Lineage: Eukaryota; Viridiplantae; Streptophyta; Magnoliopsida; Fabales; Fabaceae.